Messenger RNA from Nelumbo nucifera (sacred lotus), 1145 nucleotides. RefSeq names its product transcription factor FER-LIKE IRON DEFICIENCY-INDUCED TRANSCRIPTION FACTOR-like. Gene Ontology annotation, molecular function: protein dimerization activity; sequence-specific DNA binding; DNA-binding transcription factor activity. The record is from RefSeq and is a predicted model, not a curated record. Gene Ontology annotation, biological process: regulation of DNA-templated transcription. Gene Ontology annotation, cellular component: nucleus. NCBI's taxonomy places the organism in Eukaryota, Viridiplantae, Streptophyta, Magnoliopsida, Proteales, Nelumbonaceae.
AUGGAGAAUCCAGCAUUCCAGACUCCUCAAGCCCAAUUUGGUGACUCUGGUUUAUUUCAUGAUUUCAUUGACGAUGACAACUUUGAGCAAUUUAUCAGUCUCAUUAGAGGAGAAAAUGCAGAUCCCAUCACUGCUUUCAACUCUAAUUAUGAUGCAGAGCUCGUUUUCGAUCAUGGGUUAUUGGUUGAAAGUCAAUCGUGUCCCACCACCUUGGGAGAUACGUUUGCUUUCAACUCCACGUGUAAUUCAGAGCCCAACUCCAUUUUCAUGCCAUUACCACCCUUCAGUGGAGAUGUGGAGGGAAGGGAUGAUGAAAAUGAUGGUGAUGGUGACGAUGAUUCUACUGCAGCAACGACUACAACUAAAUCGGAAAACAAGACAAAAGGCGACCGUUCGAGAACGCUGGUUUCUGAGGGGAGGAGGAGAAGUCGAAUGAAGGAGAAGCUCUACGCAUUGCGUUCCUUGGUUCCUAACAUCACUAAGAUGGACAAGGCAUCCAUUGUAGGAGAUGCAGUGUUGUAUGUGCAAGAGCUGCAAACGCAAGCUAAUAAGCUACGAGCAGAAAUAGCAGAGCUUGAGUCAUCCUUCAAAGGAGAAGAAAGAUAUCAGAGUUUGRUCGUCGACAGCCCAAMGAAGACAAAGCAAGCGUUUGCACAGAAGAAGCAUCAUCCAGUUUGUAGGCAGAUACUCAAGAUGGAUAUAUUUCAAGUAGAGGAAAGAGGGUUUUACGUGAGGGUAGAAUGCAACAAGGGAGAAGGGGUGACUGUGGCUCUUUACAAAGCACUUGAGUCCCUAACGGGAUUCCACCUUCAGAGCUCCAACUGUGCCACGGUUUCUGAUCAGAGAUUCGUCCUCACAUUUACUAUCAACAUAGUUGGAGAAUGUGGGGAAGAGAUGAUAAACUUGUCGUCACUGAAGAUAUGGGUGGCUGGAGCUUUUCUCAACCAGGGAUUCGAAUACAACAACUACGUCUUGUCUCCUUGAUCACUUACUCUUUCUUCCCUCAACAUGGAUUAAUUUCUACAAAAUAGUGUAUCAGUACUUCUCUCUAUAGAAGUUGCUAUAUAGUCUAUAAACUGUACUAUGACUUAACCAAUAAGGGGAUAGAAAUGGGCUUACCUGCAAUCAUCAAGCUCCACAAGUUU